AAACAAGCAGGAAUUCUAGAGGCUUGUUCCUGAGAUUCCAUGCUCUGUAAGUAUAAUAUAUACAUUUAUUUUAUCCCGCCAUCCCACUGAAUUGAAUCUCAAAGUCUCCUAAACAUCUAUUAGCAGCAAGUACUGCAUUUCAAGACGAAUAAGAGGUGCAUUUUUUUUUAUUUUAUUUUUUUUUUUUAGCAUUAUAUUAUACUUUCUAAUAACAAAUACUGGUCAGUAAUGGAUCAGGACAAUAAAUAGUAAUAACAUGGGAAAACAAAAGAAAACUAGAUUAGAAUAAUUAAACAUACAACCACACAAUACAUUUAGAUAUCUGAUAUCCCAGAUUAUUUAUGCAUUAUUAACUUUUGCAAAAGAGGAAAGGAAAAAAAAUCGAUGGAAGAAAAUUCCGCCUAUAAAAUGGUGGAUUGAAUUAUAUGGACCCCAUAGACAAUUUGGAGAUGGACCCUAAAUGUCUGCUUGUUUCUUUUACCCAGGCUUAUCCUCUGCAUGCUUUGCAACAUAUACCAUUGCCUCUUAUUCCAUCAGUUGGUGUUACUGUAAAAUAAUUUACAAUACAAGAAUUUUGUUUUAUUUUUGCAUUUGUUGCUAUGGUAUAAUUUGCUUGCUGUACAGUUAUAUAUGAUAUUAUAGCAAUAGGUUCAGUGCAAAGGAUAUCCCUGGUAAGAUGGUACAUGGGGUAACUGCAACCUUUACUAUUCGCAGCGAGCCAUACAAAUGAACCUUUGUCUUUCUGACACUUGGAAUAGUACAAGUAAUAUGUUUUUAUAAAACUGUAUAUGGGGUUCAUUUUAGAUUUACAAUGAAUUUUGAAUAACAGAUUUCUAUUAUUUUGGCGUGUAAGAGCAGGCAACACGUCAGUGUGUGAAAAGAUAUAAAUAUAUUUUGUUUUUUUAGGACAUUUUAUUUAUUUAUUAGGUUUCGUGCUAGCGUUAGGCAAUAUUAAAACAUACAUUUGCUUGUGUACUUGAAAUUGGCAUGAAUUACACUCCUGGACAACAGCUGCCAUAUGUAGCUGCCACCGUAUUAAUUCAGUGUCUGCCAAUAAUGCUGUGUCAGUAGAGGAUCUGGGGAGACAGAAUAAAGCUGACUGAAUAGUGCUCCCCUACUGACACAAUUAAAAUGAUGGUAUUUGUUUGCCAGGAAUGUGACUCUCACUAAUCACAGGCAGACCAGCACAAGUCCUCCAUGAUGCUGUCCUAAUUGUUGGGUGUGACAUGCAAAAUAAAUGAAUAGGUUUCACAUGGGUGUAACAAAGUAUAUUAAAAUACAUUAUCAAAAUGAGAACAAUAUGGUAUUUAUGACACAAAGCAAGUGUCAGAUUGUCAGUAGAGGGUGAUAUAUGAUAUUAUGUGUUUUGUGGGCUGCCCUUUUAGGGUUACUCCCUAAAUUACCACCUAAUUGCUAGUGUUUGCCCUUGGUUUUUUUAGGUUUCAAGUCCAGACAAGUUUAAAAUGCAAAGUUUUGAAUAAAACAAUGAUUUAUAUAUGAUUUGAUCAGAUAUUUAUUUAGUUUUAGAAUCUUGAUAUGAAUUUUAACCGCUUAAAAUAGCGAAGAUACAGUUCAAUGUCUGAAAUCAAGAAGAAACAAAAUGGAAGGACCCAGGGCCCGCUAGCAGGGCUCUUCCUGAGUAAACCCACAAGAAUGCAGUUCUGAAAGUGGUGUGUGUAUAGUGGAUUUAGAAAGUGUGUAAAGUGGAUGCAGAGUGCGCGUGUAAAGUGGAUGCAGAGUGCGCGUGUAAAGUGGAUGCAGAGUGCGCGUGUAAAGUGGAUGCAGAGUGCGCGUGUAAAGUGGAUGCAGAGUGCGCGUGUAAAGUGGAUGCAGAGUGUGCGAGUAAAGUGGACGCAGAGCGCGUGUAAAGUGGACGCAAAGUAAGCUGAAAAUGGAUGCAGUGUGUAUAGUGGAUGCAGAUUUUACAUUUGUGUAUUGGAUGUAGUGUUUGUGUGUAUUAGAUACAGUGUGUGCAGCAGAUGCAGUGUGUAAAGUGGACGCAGAGUACAUGUGUAAAGAGGUUGCAGAGUGUGUGUGUAAAGUGGACGCAGAGUAAGUGGAAAAUGGAUGCAGUGUGCGCGUGUAAAGUGGACGCAGAGUAAGUUGAAAAUGGAUGCAGUGUGUGUAGUGGAUGCAGAUUUUACAUUUGUGUAAUGGGUGUGGUGUUUGUGUGUAUUAGAUACAGUGUGUGUGUAGCAGAUGCAGUGUGUAUAGUGAACGUAGAGUGUGUGUUUGUGUAGUGGAUGUAGUGUGUGUUUGAGUAGCGGAUGUAGUGUUUGUAUUAGAUGCAGCAUGUGUAGUUGAUGUAGGGUCUGUGUAUAGUGAAUGCAGAGUGUGUGUUUGUGUAGUGGAUGUAGUGUAUGCAGAGUCUGUGUAUAGUGAAUGCAGAGUGUUUGAAUGUAUACUUUGGAUGUAGUAUGUGUAUAGUGAAUGUCGUCUAAGAACCCAGACAGCCACUAGAGGAGGACUUAAAAAACUGCAAUAAUUACAUGUUUAGGGUUAAGGGUGAUGGGAGUUGGCACCCAGACCACUUCAAUGGGCUGAAUUGGUCUGGGUGCCUAAGGUGUCCCUUUAACUCACUCUAAGCCUGGACUGGCCUACUGGGAUAUUUACCUGGAAACUUCAGUAUCUUUGGCCGAUCAGGCUGCCAGAGUAUGUGUAUGUGUGUUGUCAUUGAAAGUAUUUGCAAGUGUCCAUGAUGUGAGAUGAGACAGUAAUCAAGGCACUUAUAUAUGCUGAUAUUCACUGGUCGUGUAGUCACAGGAAACAAAGACUGUAUCUGUUGGGCCUUCAGUAAUCUGUUUACUAUAUAAAGGUUAUACAAUGUCUCUUCCAAUAUUCCUGACUAGUGUUGUGCCAUCAGCCAUCGUCAAUUCUGGUGACUGAAUUUUGAGAACAAUAUUUUUUGAAGUUAAUAUAUAGCAAGUUCCACUUAUUCAGGUUUCUUUGGCACCAAUCCUAUUUGUUAAAUGCCAUUUUGGCAUAGUUAUUUUAUUGUCUUAUUGUCAGUGAACAGUAAGGGACACUAUAGUCACCAGAACAACUACAGCUUAAUGUAGUUGUUCUGGUGUCUGCAGCCUGUCCCUGGCCUGCAGGCAUUUUAAUGUAAACACAGAGAAAAUGCAGUGUUUACAUUUCUACCUAGUAACACCUGUAAGUGCAGUCACUCAGACUGGACGUGCAUCCUGGGUCAGUGCUGCACAAUGAGCAACCAGGCAGAUCCUUAGUAGGUGUACUGAAUGCACUGAACCCAGACGCCCAAAGGUGGAGGGCGCUGAGAGGAGCCCUGUCACAAGGUGCGCCUCCAAAGCAGCGCUAAUUCAGUAAGGCUUGCAGUUUCUUACUUUCCCCUCAUGUGCUCUGUGAUGCCAGGAGCCGGAAUAUGAUGUCAUUCCGGCCCGGCAUUCUAAACAGCACGCAGGAGGAGUGAGGAACUGCAAGAUUACAGCUCCACAAUGGACCCCAGGAAAGGGUAGGGAGGCAGAAUGGACCUCAAAAAAUAAAAUUAAUUUGUGAGAGUGUGCAAGAAUGUCUGAGUGUAUCUGUCAGUGUGUGUGUCUGUCAUUGAGUAUAGCUGUCGGUGAGUGUGUGUAUAUCUGUGUGUGUGUUUCUGUCAGUGAAUGUGUGUCAGUGAGUAACUGUCAAUGUGUGGUCGGAGAGUGUGUGUGUGUGUCUGUCAGUGAGUAAGUCUAUCAGUGUGUGUGUGUGGGUCAGUGAGUGUGUGUCUGUCAGUGACGUGUUAAAAUAAUCUUUCUGUCAGCCAUCCUCAAGCUAUACAGCUGAUGUGCACUGUCCAAAGUAUAUAUGUACAGCAAUGCCACUGAAAACAAGACCACUAAUUUUCCCAAUCACUGCAGGCAUUGGGUAUCGCAGCAAAGGUGUGUCUGUCAGUGUAUCAGUCUGUCAGUGAGUGUGUGUCUGUCAGUAUGUGUGUCUGUCGCUGAGUGUGCCUGCGUGCCUUUCAGUGCAUGUCUGUUAGUGAGUGUGUGUGUCUGUCAGUGAGUGAGUGUGUGUGUCUGUCAUUGAGUGAGUAUGUGUGUUUGUCUGUCUGUCUGUCAGUGAGUGAGUGUGUUUCAAAUCAGUGAGAUUGUGUGUCUGACAUUGAAAAUGUGUCUGCCAAUGUGUGUCUGUCAGUGUGUCUCUCUCAAUGAGAGUGUGUGACUGAUUACAAAAAGUGGUGGGCCUUAUAGAUGGAUAGGUGGAGUUGUUGCAUGAAUAUCUGGACAUUUGUAAAGGGGAUGAGUUAAUAAGAUGACCAUGCCCACAUUGGGACGCCAAAAAAAUUUCUGCACCCAGACCUCUGUGACCAUAGGAUUGGCCCUGUGUGCAGCACUUAUGUUUAGCGUUUCCACGCUCUGCAUGGAAACGCUGAACACAUCCUAUAGAGGUGCAUUGAUAUAAUGCAUUUCAAUGAGGAGAUGCUGGUUGGCGCAGUACUGCAUUUUGUCACACAUGCGCAAUAGCCUCCCACUGCUUUCCUAUGGGAAAGCUUUGGAUUGGCUGAUAUUCUCAAAUUUGUUGAUAUCAGUCAUGGAGGCGGGGCGAGGCGAGUAAAAUACUUUUUGAAAGGGAGGCGGACACCUGGAGAGUGAUUUUACCACUAUAGUGUCAGGUAGUGUUCCUUUAAAUGAUAAUGGGGUUGUGCGUUCCUGCUUGAUAAACAUUAAUGUGGUAGUUCAUUUAUUGUUGUAAGACACGAUUUUUAUGGUGUUUUUGACACGUGUUUUUUUUUUGUUCAUUUAUCCAAACCUUACCUUUACUUGCUCCGCACCAUGAUGCCUACGGAUUUCUACUUUUAACCAUUACGUGAGGAACAGCGGACCCUUCACAAAGUACUCCUGUUUAACAAACAGCUACUCUUAACUUUCUGCAGCGCUAUCUUUGGGUUUUGUAAUAUCUUGGCACAUGUAACCUGCAAUAUAAUGUUCUGGAAAGUAGUGAAAAAUUAUGACAUGACGUCUGUUCGAGUUGGUACUUUCCAGUUCCAAAUGUUAUUAACAUAGCUAUGAGCAAAAGUAGGCUACAUGUUUUAUUUAAAGGGACCCUGUCUUAAGAAAUAUGACACAAUUGUUUUCUGCCAAAUUCCUGAGUAAAGAUUUAUAAUAAUAUUCUUACCUUCCAAUGCCCACAACCAGUCUGCUGUGAAAAAUAAAAUUAAUGGCUGUUACAGGCAGAUGUACAGACAUUCAAAUUGAAUUGAAAAAUGGACAAAUUAAAACCAUGACUGACUUGAAGGUAAUUUUUACCUAAAAUAUUUAAAUUUACCUUUAUUCAAUUUUGAAUCCCAACAUUUUACAGUUUAUUGAAUAAUGUGUGGGAGAAUUGGUUGAUUUUAAGUGAAACCAUGACAGGUUAGUUUAAAGGAACAUUUCUCAUGUUAUGACCAUUUAGCAUCUUUGGACUAGUUAAGUGUGGAUUUCGCCGGCUUUAACCCCUUAAGGACACAUGGCAUGUGUGACAUGUGAUGAUUCCCUUUUAUUCCAGAAGUUUGGUCCUUAAGGGGUUAAACUGUUAAACCAUUUAUUUACAAUCCCUGCCACCCAUUGCAUGUACGGAUCGAUAUGAGCUACACCAAUCAUUUAUAGCAAUGGGCAGCAGUGAUAGGCUGAGAGAGCUCAUGUGGCACUCUCACCCUAUCCCUGUACCCCAUCACCACUCAGGUUAAGAAAGGUAGCCAGGACGGAAGUGGUGCCACGUUAAACUGCAAGUAAAAGGUUUAACAGUAAACCUAGUUACCUAGCUAUAGUGUCCCUCUGCAGUUAACUAUUGGUCCAGCCUGUCACCCGGAGAUGAAAGGGUUAAAAACCCUUAAGCCUAAAGAAAGUUAAAAAAACUUUCUUUCAUUUACCUGAUUCAGCACUGAGGUCCCUUGGCACUGGCUCAGCCUCCUCUGACAUCAAUGGAUGGGAGGACCUAAUGCACAUGUGCAGCCAUUGUAAAGCAUUAAAUCAGUGCUUUCCUAUGGGAAUAUGGAAGACGCUAGAUAUCUUCACGCAACCUUCAGCAUCAUUUUACAUUGUUAAACUCUGUAAAAAGCCAGGAAGCAACUCUAGUACUUAUGUGGUAGACAGCCAGUUCAAGCAAUAUUUUACAUUGCAUGAUUAAGGGGACGGGGGCACUGCACCCAGACCACUUCAAUGAGAUAAGGCAGUCUGGGUGCCUAUAGUGUCCCUUUAAUGUAUAGAUGAACUUCCAUGUUAUUUCAAUGAAACCUAACUUUCGUGUACCAUUGCAGGUGAAAUUAAAGUCUCAAUGACAAAUAAAUUCUAAAAGAUGACGUUAUUUAGCCCAAUGUUUGAGCAGACUGUGUAAACAUGAAUCUAGCCCUGCAUAUCUGUGAUCAAAUUCACUUCUGUAGUAAAGAAUGAGCAACAUUUUCCAUUCUAGCUGUAAUCAGAGAGAAUACAAAACACAAAGUUUAGAUUAUCAAGGUACCUGUGAGGUACAGGUGCAUUAGAAUAACAGACUACCCACUUUUCUAGCAUCACAUGCUGAGCUAGGACCUCAGGGGACUAUCUAGCAAGAAUUGUUUUAUAAAUGUUAUGGUUCAGCAUGAUUUCCACUAUGUGCAAGAUUAUGAUGGCCAUAUGUGUUAGUCACUAAGGGUGGCCUCUGUGGGUGGUCUUGAGUCCCAGGUGAGUGAUGUCUAUUCUAGCAUACUAAUGCUUAAGUGCAAUGUUAGGCUGAGGAUGAACGCUUUCAAGUUGCUGUCUUGCUCUCCUUACUUCACAAUCUGAUAAAUCAGGUUUGUCCUUCAGAGCUCGCUGUGAUUCAGUUGUGCUUUUGCUUGCUGCCGCCAUUAAUCUGAAGAUGAGGUAAUUUUUUUUUAGAAUUGAUAAUGAUUCCAAGAUAAAGAUGUAUGAGGACGGAUAUGUGGACAUCAGCCAAUUAUUGGAGAACGACGAACCUGAGCAGGCCACCUGUGGAGCACCACCACCAGCAAAACAGCUGUCCUAUUCCACUGGGAAAUUCAAAAAUGGUCAGUCCUAACCCAUAUUUGUGUUGCAGCAGAUACAUUCAGCCAUUUUGUAAAGACAAUACUGGGACUUUCCAGACACAAAGUGCUAGAUUUGGAGUGAUCGUCAAAAUGUUCCAUUGGAUCUCAUGUCACAUUACAUGUCACAUGUAACAAAGCAGACGAGAACACGGAUAAAUCUAUAUGAGAUAGAACACCAAACCAUCUUUUUAUUUACUAAUUUCAUCCCUCUGCUUCUAUGUUCUACACAAUUAAUAUUUUAAACGUCAUAAUGUUCCAUGAAUAAAGAUAAUCAUGAUUGUGCCAGUAGAGAAAAUAGCUGUCCAGUUGUUGCAGGAAUACAGUUUACGUGAUCAUUUAAAAUGGUAUGCAAUAGAUGGACAGCUACAUAUUGGCUACUGCUGCUGAAAAGAAGUUUGCCCAGAGAGAAAACAAUUGUUAAUUUUACAGGAGCUCUACAAAAAGUAUCUAUGCGAGCAUUCCAGUUUAAAAAUAGUGAUAUACACUCUUAUUUCAAUCAGGGAUAUUUCAAAGGGUCAAUGUGAAUUCACAGACACAAUCUGCAAAAUAUAGUGAAGAAAGUAAUAAAGCACACCUUUAAACCCUCAGUCAGGUAGAGAUUACAGGAGAUUACUUUUGUGAAAUUUAUAUCAUUAUUAUAUAUCACAUAUCUUGUUAUCCAUCUUACUUAACCAUUAGAUGCCCUUUACUGUAUCAAUUGACUCUCACUUCUACUUUUUUUUUUUUUUUUUACAUUGAGAGAUGUUACAAAAACAUAUCAGUUGAGUUGAGGCUUGCACAUAAGCCUCUAUUACAUGUUCCACAUUAGUGUUCAUAUAGUUCAGAUAUACAAUUUAUACAGUACUAUGCCAUUUAAUAAAACAUAUACUGGUGGCUGUGCUCACUUCUAAACGCGAUUUCUCUAGAUCAAGGGUAGGCAACUUCGGCACUCCAGAUGUUGUGGAUUUCAUCUUCCAUAAUGAUCUUACAGCCAUAAUGCUAGCAAACCAUCAUGGCAGAUGUAGUCACAACAUAUGGAGUGCCAAUGGUUGCCUACCUCUGAUUCAAACAUUAACCAUUGGGCUUUGCUUUUUUACCCAUUCUCUUCUAAGUAGAGUCCAGCAGUAAGUUUCCCAAAAACUACUCCACCCACAUUAUGGCUCUCUCAGAUAAGAAAGAAUUAAGCAUGCAUUUUAGAUGAUUUCUCGGCCAGCUCAAGGAACACAUCAUCAACUUCACAAAAACUCUAUUAACACAAAUGUCUGAGGAAGCCGAACCUCCCAAACGUUAGAUACUAUAACACGGCAGCCAUCCUCUGUCAUAAUACAUCUACUCUCUUUCUUCCUGCAGCCCAAAAGCUGGUCAUACUAAAUAAUCCCACUAAUUACCUACUUCCAAGAACAUAGCUACAUACAGAGUAUCACUAACACUUUCAAAAACUGUGACCGGAUCAGCCUCAUUCUACCAUUCUUUUAUCACACAAAGACAAUAUAUGAAGAAAAGGUCUAAAAGACAUUGACCAAUGGAGAAACCAAAAUGACAAUGCUACCAUAAUCCACGCACACUCACCAAUCGUCUAUAGCCAAUAUCAUACCAGAAACUGUCAUUAAAAAUUACAUAUAUAUAUAUAUAUAUCUUUCCCAUGAGACAACACUACAUGGAUCUAACGAACAAAAGCAACUGUUAAAGAUUAAUUUCCCCUUUACUUAAGCUGAUUUGUCCCUUACCUAGUAGUUUAAAAUGUACCACCAUGUACACAACAUGAAAACUCUGAAUCUACUGUUAUUAAACAUAAUAAGCCUACUUUGAUACAAAAAUACCCACUACUAGGGAUCGACCGAUAUUGAUUUUUUAGAGCCGAUACCGAUACCGAUAAUCUGCAAACUUUCAGGCCGAUAGCCGAUAUCUUGCCGAUAUUCUGUACAUUUACUAUUUUGAAUAAAUAAACUAAUUUGAAAGGUAAAUGCACAAAAUAUACAUGCCACAUGUAGUGGAUGAAGUGUGUUUAGACAGGGGAACUGUGUGUGUUUGUGUAGUGUGUGUGUGUGUGUAGUGGAUGCAGAGUGUGUGUUUGUGUAGUGUGUGUAUAAUGAAUGUAGUGUGUGUAUAAUGCAGUGUUUUUGUGUGUGUUUGUGUAGUGUGUAUGUGUAUGUAUGUAAUGUGUGUAUGUAAUGCAGUGUGUGUUUGUGUAGUGUGUAUGUAAUGUAGUGUGUAUGUAUGUAAUGCAGUGUGUGUGCAGUGUGUAUGUGUAGUGUGUGUGUAUGUAAUGCAGUGUAGUAUGUGCAGUGUAGUGUGUGCAGUGUGUGUGUCUGUAAUGCAGUAUGUGUGCAGUGUGUGUUUGUGUGGUUUGUGUGGUGUGUGUGUAUAAUGAAUGUAGUGUGUAUAAUGCAGUGUUUUUGUGUAGUGUGUAUGUAAUGUGUGUAUGUAAUGUGUGUAUGUAAUGUGUGUAUGUAAUGCAGUAUGUGUGCAGUGUGUUUGUGUAGUGUAUGUAAUGCAGUGUAGUGUGUGCAGUGUAGUGUGUGCAGUGUGUGUGUCUGUAAUGCAGUAUGUGUGCAGUGUGUGUUUGUGGUGUGUGUAUAAUGAAUGUAGUGUGUGUAUAAUGCAGUGUAGUGGAUGAAGUGUGUUUAGACAGGGGAACUGUGUGUGUUUGUGUAGUGUGUGUGUGUGUGUGUUUGUGUAGUGUGUGUAUAAUUAAUGUAGUGUGUGUAUAAUGCAGUGUUUUUGUGUGUGUUUGUGUAGUGUGUGUGUAUGUAAUGCAGUGUAGUAUGUGCAGUGUAGUAUGUGCAGUGUGUGUGUCUGUAAUGCAGUAUGUGUGGUGUGUGUGUUUGUGUGGUGUGUGUGUUUGUGUGGUGUGUGUGUGUAUAAUGAAUGUAGUGUGUAUAAUGCAGUGUUUUUGUGUAGUGUGUAUGUGUGUGUAUGUAAUGUGUGUAUGUAAUGUGUGUAUGUAAUGUGUGUAUGUAAUGCAGUGUGUGUUUAUGUAGUGUGUAUGUAAUGUAGUGUGUAUGUAAUGCAGUGUGUGUGUAUGUAAUGCAGUAUGUGUGCAGUGUGUUUGUGUAGUGUGUGUGUAUGUAAUGCAGAGUGUGUGUUUGUGUAGUGUGUGUAUAAUGAAUGUAGUGUGUGUAUAAUGCAGUGUUUUUGUGUAGUGUGUAUGUAUGUAAUAUGUGUAUGUAAUGCAGUGUGUGUUUAUGUAGUGUGUAUGUAAUGUAGUGUGUAUGUAAUGCAGUGUGUGUAUGUAAUGCAGUGUAGUGUGUGCAGUGUAGUGUGUGCAGUGUGUGUGUAUGUAAUGCAGUGUAGUGUGUGCAGUGUAGUGUGUGUCUGUAAUGCAGUGUGUGUUUGUGUGGUGUGUGUGUGUUUGUGUGGUGUGUGUGUUUGUGUGGUGUGUGUGUUUGUGUGGUGUGUGUAGUGUGUGUAUGUGUAGUGUGUAUGUAAUGCAGUAUGUGUGCAGUGUGUGUGUGUGUUUGUGUAGUGAUGUAAUUUGUGUAAUUUUUUAUUUUAAUUUUUUUUAAUAUUUAAAUGUUGUUGUUUUUUGUUUAGUCCCCCCCCCUAGUGUGUGUUUGUGUAGUGUGUGUGUGUGUGUGUGUAAUGCAGUGUGUGUGUCUGAGUAGCAGUAUGUGUGCAGUGUGUGCAGUGUGUGUGUGUGUUUGUGUAGUGAUGUAAUUUGUGUAAUUUUUUAUUUUAAUAUUUUUUUUAAUAUUUAAAUGUUUGGGUGUUUUUUGUUUAGCCCCCCCUCCCUGCUUCUUACCAGGGAGGGGGAUAUAGUAUUCCCUGGUGGUCCAGUGGCUUGUUAAGUACAGUGGUGGCUCAGCAGCAGCAAGCGCUGACCUACCUUGCAAGCAGCUCCUACAGCUCCCUGUGUAAAUCUCGCGGCUCUUAGUGCCGCGCGGAGCGUUGCCAUGGUAACCCGUGGCAACGCUCUGCGGCCGCGGGUCUCGCAAGAUUUACACAGAGAGCUAUAGGAGCUGCUUGCAAGGUAGGUCAGCGCUUGCUGCUGGCCCCCACGGGACCGCCCGGCUUCUAAUGGGCCCGGCGGUCCUGUUAUAUGUUAUCGGCAAUAUCGGUAUCUGAAUUGGCCGAUACCGAUAUUGCCGAAAAUACCAAAUAUCGGCCGAUAAUAUCGGCCAGACCGAUAAUCGGUCGAUCCCUACCCACUACAGUUUGUACAAUUAAAGUCAUAUUUUGAAAAGACAUGCCCAAAGUGGCAUGUCCACUUAUUUGGUGACGCACAGUGAGAGAGGAGAAAGAAAGAUAUAUUUAUCUAAACCUCUUGUUUAGAUAAAUAUAUGCUGCCAUCUUCUUCUUGGUUCAAACUUUCAGACUUGGCAGCUUCCUCUACAAGGAGCUGCCUCAAAACUGUGAUCUCAAUGAGUACAAAAGGAAAGUUAAUAUAAGAUCUUACAGAAUCUUCCAUUAAUGAUCUUCUGCACGGGCAAUGAGUGCCAAGGGCAUCUGUUGUGCAUCAAGCAAGAUGCCUUUUCAAUCGUCCAUCACUCUUGAAAGCUUAAAGAAUUGUUAGAAUGCGGCAGCAAAACCUCCACCCACUUACACAUUCUAUCAAUAAUCAGAUCCUAUAUCACACAAAGUUGUCCCUAAUUUGUCCCAUGGAUAACACUGGCAUUUCAUUGCAAUUCCCACCAUCUUUAUGAGUAUAAAGCAUCUAAAUUUACUAAAAUGCAGCUCAAGCCUAGCACUCCUUGAUUUUUUUUUCCAACUCCCAGUUGGUUGAAACUAUGUUUGGACAGAAAUAUCUCAAGAUUCCUUAAUUUUGUUUACUGUGAACAGCUUUCCCACAAUUUCCACAACCGUCUCUUUAAUUGAACUCUAACCAAAGUUGCAUUGUCUUAUAUUUCAUGUGACAUGAUGUUAAUCUCACAAGCAUUCUGUAUGCUAUUUGCUCAAUAACAAAAAGAAUGACAUGAAACUGACUUACUGAAAUAAUUCCCUUGCUGUUAUAAUCUUGUUCCUGAAGGGUAGCAAUACUUUUUUGUUCCCUGUUCUCUUAGAAGCCUAUUUAAAUUGUAUCUCCUACAGGAGCCAUCGGUCUGUGCAACGUUGGUGUAAGAAGCUGCCUCAAUUCUCUGCUGCAGACUCUCUAUAUGAAUCCAGAUUUUUCCGAUAUACUGUGCAGGUAAGUCACUUUGUCGGUAUAUAUAGAGAGUCACGUUUACUAUUGAUGGGAGUCAUAUGACCACAUUCAAAGUUACAUGAUAGUGCAUUAUUUGUGGAGUCAUUGGUAACAUACAUAUGUAAUUAAUGCAAGAGGUAUACAAGAGUGGUUAAUGAAUCUUGGGAUAUACAUGAUUAAGGCCUACUACAGCCAAAAUUUUGUUUUUUUUAUAAGAUAAGGGCAAUAACUUUGCUGAGUUCGUAGGGAUUAAUGGGAAGUAAUGCCAAACCCAACCUAUUAAUAUUCAUUGCAAUCCCCACAAUAAAUGUUUCAAAAGCACCCAUAGCCAUGAAUAUAAAUGUUGUAGGUUUGUUAUUGAUGUUCUGGGUGUAAGACCUCUCGUACAAUGUCCAAUGCUAGUGAUUCUCAACAUUCUUUUGGCCAAGGCAUACUUUAUGGGGGGGGGGGGGAUCAAAGCACACCUACCUUUCAUUUUUUAUUUUCAUCCCCAGUUUAUAAAUGUCACAUUUACUUGUUGCCACAUUAGAGGUGUAAGAAUACUUAUAGUCAGACUGACCUAUUGGUUUUAAUUAAUUGUGGGGUUGGAAUCUCAUUUUAAUGUUUACUUACACGUUUAAAAAGGGGACUGCAUUCAAUCUAUUACAGUCCUGAAGUCUAUGUAUUAGUGGCACUAUUUGAGUUGGCUUGAGGUCACGGCAAACGGUUUGAAAUCGUGUUGAAAAUGAUUGGUCUGAGCUUUGAGGAAAGUGAAUACAAAGAAGGGAAUGAACAUCCAUCUUAUUUUCACACCAAGAAUGCAGAAAUCCCUUAACUUAUCAUUUUAAAAUCAUGGUUAUUACUAGUUUUAUGAUUUCUUUUUCCUAAACGCUUCUAGCCCUAAACCAAGCACUGUAUCAGUACUGUGCAGCAUUGGCAGUUCCAACAUUCCGGUAACCCCUUGUAGGAAGGCUGUGGAAUGGCAACACAUAUUCAUUAUAAUGUUUCCAGUUUCUGUAGAAUUCCAAUACUUUCAUGCAUUUUUUAUGAAAUCAGACUCUCUAUUGUGUACCUCCUGAAUUAAUCUUUUCAUAACCAUAAUCAUUUGUUUGUGGCACUAUUGACCUAAUGAAGGAAAAUAUAUGAUACUGUGGCAGGAUGGACAGGCUCUUGACAAUAAACUUCAAAUGCAAGCCUUAGGAUAAAAUAGUACUGCAGUUUAUUUGCACUAUAUACAAUGCUGUACUUUAAAUAAAUAAAUAAAACAAAAAGAAAAUAAAUCCUACUCCAACUUGGAGACUUACUAAGCAGGUGUAUCCCUAACUAUCCAACUGGCUACCUAAUCCAGUUCCCAGUUUUAAACAAUUUAAACACAGUACUUUUUCCUUUAGAAUCAUAGGGUCUCAGGCUUAACUGCCUCCUCUCUCCCAGCUGUUAGACUCUCUGAUGCCUCCAGAGGCUGACCUUUUAAACCCCUAGUGCAGGUUUAUUACAUUCACCUGAAAGGGCUUACUUCCACCAAUUAACCCUAUCAUGCUGGGAAUAGAGAGCGCUCCAAUCUGUUACUUACAUAGAAAGCCUCUCUGACCCUGCCACAAUACAUUCUUAUUAAUGUAUGUAAUUCAGCACUGUGUAAAAUAUUCAGAAUUCUCAUUUGUUUUUCUCUUCCUGGCAGGAUAGGGGAGCCAAAUGAUAAUGUGCCCCUCGAGAGGAGAUUUCCCUAUGAGCUACUCGCCCUGUUUGAGGAAAUGCAGAAUAGCAAGGAAGAUGCUGUGGCCCCAUACAGGAUACUGAGCUGUCUGAGGGAAGCCAACAUGAGAUGUGAGAAACAGGGGCAUGGGGAGUACAACGGCUAGAGAAUAGGAGAAAUUAAGUCAUACAUAGCUGCUAGGGAACUGAGAAUGAACACACAAUGCAGCUGGAAAAGGAGAGAUAGAUUCAUGUUACCGGAUAGCUUUGAAUCAUGGGAUGUAUGUAAAGUGAUACAAUAUGUAUUGUAUCCUUGUGUAAGAACAUGGCCUUAGAGACACAAGCUGUUAGAGCAGGGGUCAACAAUAGGUGUGUCUUUGUACGGUAUGGGAGGCAGCUGGACCCAAAUUAACCAGCUGGGGAGAUCAGAGGAUCUUGCGAGCUGGGCCACACUGCCCUAGCAUCCAGAGCACAAGGGAGCCUGUGUUCUGCACUCACACAGAUAAUCCACAUACAAUCCUGACACAACACUACAAACAGCCACACAUACACAACUCUGAAAACAGCCCAAUCACACACACCACAGACAGCCCACACCACACAUAAAAAAAGUACUAUAGGCAACCUACCUACACACAUUUAACAUCACAGGCAGACUAUAUGACACAGCAGGCAAUCAACAUAAACACACACAAUAGCACAAACUGUUUACAUACACAUCAAGUACAGCCUCCACUACACACACACACAAUGCUACAUAUACACACAAUACCACAGAUAGCCACGCUUACUGCACCACAGAAAUCUCCAUCACACACUCACAAAUAGUACAACCAACUCACAUACACCCACCUAUAACAAACUGCCCACUCACAUACAUAAAACAACAUGCUGCCGACAUACAGUGGUGUAUCCUGGUUUUGUGCUGCCCUAGGCAGGACAAAACUCAGGCACCAGCGCCACCCCCACCCAACCCUUCCCACCGCCCCACCUUCUAAAUACACACACACACAGUCAGACACAUACACACACACACACACACAGUCAGACACAAACACAGACACAAACACACAGUCAUACACACAGACACAGUCAGGCACAAACACACAGUCACACACACACACACACACACAGUCAGACACAAACACACACACAGUCAUACACACACACACAUACACAGACACAGUCAGGCACAAACACACACAGUCACACACACAGUCAGACACAAACACACAUACACAGUCAGACACAUACACACACAUACACAGUCAGACACAUACACACACAUACACAGUCAGACACACACACAGUCAGACACACACAGUCAGACACACACAGUCAGACACAAACACACACACACACACACACACACAGUCAGACAAACACACACACACAGUCACACACACACAUACACAAACACAGUCAGACAUACACACAGAUUAACUUUUUUUUUUAAUUUAAAUCCCCCCCCAACCUCCUUACCUUUGGGAGUGCUGGGGGGGGGGUCUCUCUCUCCCUGGUGGUCCAGUGGCUGGCGGCUGGCGAGGGAGCACUUCCUAUGAGCUGUCUGCUCAGCUCCCUCGCGCGCCGGCUGCAGAGUGAGGCUGGGAGCCGAAAGAUGACGUCAUAUCCCGGCUCCCAGUCUCACUCUGCAGCCGGCGUGCGAGGGAGCUGAGCAGAUAGCUCAUAGGAAGUGCUCCCUCGCCAGCCGCCCGCCCGGGAUGUCAGUUAGCCGCGAGGCUAACUAGGCAUUUGCCCUGGGCAUUUGGGGGGCGGCGUUUUUUGCCGCCCCCUGAAAAAUGCCGCCCAAGGCAAAUGCCUUGUUUGCCUCGCGGCUAAUACGUCCCUGCCGACAUACACAAACAAUAUUACAAACAGUCUAUAUACCUACACAUACAUAACACAACAGGCAGCCAAUAAUCACACAAACAGUACAGAAAACAACCAACAAACACAACCCCACAAACAUUCCAUACAAAUAUGCAAUGCUACAAACCCUUCCAAACACACACACAAUACCACCAUAUUCAUUCACACUGCAGACAUCCCACACGCAUAGCAUACAUUCACGAUGCAUACAACCCACCUACAUCCUACAUACACACCUAAAACCUCACAAUGCAGCCACCUUACCUACACAUAACAUAUGCAAAAUUUUCCACCAUACAUAAACAUUAGCUUAAAAAAAAUAGAGAUGGCUCCACAAGGGACUUUAAAUUUUACUUCAGCACAGCACUAACGAAAGCUUACCUAACCCUUUGUUAAAGGGCCAAACGGGAUAAAUAUGCAUGGAUACAGCCUUCUACAUGGAGUCUACAUCUGAUUUCUUCUUUACCUCUUUUUUCUGGCUCCUUUCAGUAGUUAGUCUGUAUGAUGUAUCGGAACUCAUCUGCAAACUCUGGAACCUACUUCUCCAACAGAUGCCUCAUCCACAUUUGGUAUGUAAAGUACGAUAAGCACUGCUAUUGGGGCAGUGAUGCAGGAGUUCUCUUAACACUGAUUAUUGGAUAGAAUUAUAACCCUCUGUGGGGGGUGGACAAAUUAGCUGCUUGAUUUUGGGUGCAUGACCCUCAGUCAAACAAAUAAUUUUGGUUGACAUUAUAACCUUGCAUUUAUAAUGCGACAGGAAGAAAAGCUGAGGACUUUAUACACUGUCCGACUUGAAGAAUCUUUGAAAUGUUUAAGCUGUUCUCAUCAGAGGUCCAAUGAGGUGAAUGUGUUAAAUAUCUUGUUGCAAAUUAUCCACUCCAAGCAUCACAGGAACCUAACCCUGGUAAGUUAGGUAGCUUUAGAUGUCUUCCACGACUUUCCAAAACCAGCAACUAUUUAUGGUUUAUCUUAACCAAAUAAUUCUUUCAUAUAUUGGUUUCCAACAGGAAUAUUGUCUCAGAAGAUACUUUAAACCCCAGGAGGUCAUUGGAGAAAGCAACAGUAUCUGUACAAAAUGUGGAGAGAAUAAAAAAACAGUCAAGGUAAUUAUAGUCAUAAGAUUACUUUGUAUAACAAAAUGUGACUAAUAUUUUCUUAUUUUUCUUACAAUAUUUCCCUUUUACAUACUAUUGUAGUUGAAAUGUAGGUAUUACAUUACUUUACCUUUCUGGAAGCUGUGUUGUGUGUGUCAAUGCUAGACAGUUAACUAGUAUCCAGGGCUUAAAUGAACACUAUAGGAUCAGGAACACAAACAUGUAUUUCUGACCCUAUGGUGUUAAAAAAACAAUAUCUAGCCCCACUUGCGCCCUUAAAUAUAGUAAAAUCCUACCUUUAUUUCAGUCUGCUGGUGCUGGCUCUGCCCCUGCUCUCAGCCCAUCAUAAUGCUUUCCUAUAGGAACCAAACACCGCCCUGGCCAAUCAGCAACUCCUCAUACAGAUGUAUUGAAUCAAUGCAUGUCUAUGAGGAAAGUUUAGUGCCUCAAUGCAGAUAGUGGAGACACCAAAUGAAAGUGCUGCACACUGUUCUGCACCAGGAAGCACCUCUAGUAGCCAUCUAAGGAAUGGCCAGCGGAGGUGUCCCUAGGCUGUAAUGUAAACACUGCCUUUUCUCAAAAAAACUUGAUUACUGCAAAAAGCCUGCAGGGGCUGUAUAUAAUCACCAGGACAACUACAAUAAGCUGUAGUUGAUCUGGUGACUCUAGUGUUCCUUUAACCCCUUAAGGACCAAACUUCUGGAAUAAAAGGGAAUCAUGACAUGUCACACAUGUCAUGUGUCCUUAAGGGGUUAAAUGUUCUAUUUUUUAUCACAAUACAAUGAAGUUACAUAUCAGGUAAAGCCAGUUAGCAUUCUAAAAGGAAGGAAAGCCUUUUAGGUAAGUUUAACUCUGCACAGUAAUCUGAAUAAAAAUAAAACAUUUCAGUGGUUUAUCAGUAAACUAAGAAUUUUAGAGAAUGGAUAAAAGAAGUACACAUUUUAUAUAGCUGAGCUGAAAAAAAAAGAUAAAAAUACAUCUGGAUAUUUUGUCAUAAAAAUUCUUUUGACUUAUAAUUUCUAGUCUAGUGAAUUUAAUUCAUAUAAAUAAAUUAUUGGCUUUUAUGAAACAAUAAAAAUGACACCUCUGCUUUAAAGUAAAUUAUCGACAUACAAAAAAAGAGAAAAUAGUUACAUGUUUGAAUGUGUAACCUUGUAGUUUGUGUAAACCACAUGUUUUACAUUAACCAGGGCCGUUUUAGAAUUUGAAGAAGUGUAUAUAUAACACUGUAAGAAAAAAACAUUUGCGGCUUUAGAUGCUCUGAUGUAACUGGGGCUAUUGGGGCUAAUUUUAUGCCCUUGUGGCACCCUUUCCUCUGCCCAGAAUAAACAGAUCAGUGUUGAUGCAAAAUAAGAGACAGUAGUUGGCAUGAUUCAUUCUUUGGAGACAUCCGCAUAUAGAUUAGCUCACCUGCUGUAGACUUAAUUUUUUUAUUGAUCAUCAAAGAGAAAUUGUGAUAAUGCAAUCUGGGAAAUUAAACUGGGUAGGAAUUUGGAAGAGUGGAGACCGGAUAGUAGGAAAGGAGAGUGCUAUGUGACAUUUGAUUCAUGGAGAAAAACCUUAAAAACAAAAAGGAGUCAUAAGUAGUAAUCUUAUUGAAAUGUGCAUAAAGAAUAUUAUGUUUAAAUUCCUUUCAAGGGGAUUGGUGCAAGUUGCCCGCAAACAUGGUUGGUAUACAGUUUUUAACCCCCAUUUAGUAGACCCCAUCUUUAAAUGGAGAGACCAGCUGUUAUACUGGAAUGGUAUGGAGAUUAAUAGCAAAUUCUGACUAUUUACCCUAGCUGAGCAUUUGUUUUGCAGGGUUUACGGUUCUUCUCUCUGCCCCGUACUCUAACCAUACAUCUGAAACGUCUGAACCAAAGAAAAUCCUCUCUGAAAACCAACAGAACUUUGUCUUUCCCAGAGCUUUUGGACUUGAGCGAAAUUCUGGAUCCAGAAUAUUUACCUGAACAAGAAUACAAACAGGUACACUAUAAGUAUUAUACAUGUAGCCCAAAAUGAAUUGCCUUUUGGAGCUCCCUGGCAAAGUUUUAGUACACACACACCAGUGCAGUUUAAAACAAAUCUGUACAGGGAAAUUCUUGUUAGUGAUGAAUCCAGGCGUCAGAUUUUUGGGGCUACUGGAUGCCCACUAUGACAGAAGAGACGGGUGGGGAUUAGUUGAAAUAGACAUAAACAUGACUAUUGCUUGUACAGAAGAUGUUAUCAAGGACCAGCUCUGCUCUGUGUGCUUUUCAUCCACCCCUGCAAAUUCUUCUCAUUCUUCUAUAAUCACUUUGUAUAGCAGUGUGUGAGGAGGUCAUUGUGUGGGAGUGAGUGUGAUAGGGUAACUGUGUGUAAGUGGUUAGUGUGGGUGGUGGAUGUACAGGGUGACUGUGUGUAGGAUGAGUGUGACCGGGCGACUGUGUGAGGGGAUGAGUGUGACUGUGAGGGGUUAUUAAGAUUCUUACACACUUACAGAUUCACACACAGUAUCAUACAGUCACAUAUUGAAACACACACUCACAGAUUCACAAAAUUGAUUAACACACACUUACAGAUUCACACACUAAUAAAACUUUUUCAUGCCAAUAACAGGUCAUAAGAAGAGCUGGCAGCUCCUGAAGUAAAUGGCAGAUUCAUGUAAAAUUCCUCUUGCAAAUAAGUGGAAGAGCUGCAUUACACAUUCCCUAUACUGAAGGUGCAGUUUACAUGUAGCUCACACGCAUUUUUAUAAACUAAGAUUUCCCUGAUUAUCAGCCAUUCUCUGACUGGUACAAAGUUGGAACUUUUUAAGCUGUAGUUUAAAACAGGUAAAGAGUUAUAGCUGGCUUACUCUGAGCAGCAUAUUCACCAAACAAACAGUGAGUUGACAAAUUACUUAAUGCUUAAAAACAAAGUAGAGCUCCUGUAUGGGUGAGUUAGACACCCCUUUAUUUUCUACCUGAGCUACUUUGGUUUAAAGUGACACUAUAGGCACUAACACAACUUUAGUUUAAUGAGGCAGUUUUUGUGUAUAGAUCAUGCAUCUGUAGUCUCACUGCUCAAUUCUCUGCCAUUUAGUAGUUCACUUUUUUUAUGCAGCCCUAGCCACACCUCUCUGCAUGUGACAGCUAUCCUAAACUCUUCCUGUAAAGAGUUUAAUCUAAUGUUUAAAUUUCCUGUAUUGCAGUGGCGUAUGGUCACAGUCGCAGGGGUCAGUGCUUCGACCGGGCCCAUCACUCCAGGGGGCCUAGCCACAGAUGCAACCGUAGGGCUGGGGGGGGGUGUGGGGGAGGGGGUGUGAUACACAUGAAAGGGCUGGGGCAAGGGAAUGAGACACAUGGUGGGGUUGGGGGGGAAAGAGACACAGGGGGGGCCAGGGCAAUUUUCGCACUGGAACCUGGGGAUUUCUAGUUACACUCUGCUUUAUUGCAUUGUCUGUUUAAUGUAGAAUUUCAGCAGCAUGAUCGAUACACAAAAAUUGCUUCAUUACGUAAAAGUUGUAUUAAUACCUUUAGCAUUAACCCACGGAGGAUCAUUGUUUACUAAAUAAACCCCUCUUUUUUUUUUCUGUUUUCCUGUUUUUUUUGUCCAGUUUCAUGGUGCUAAUGGUUUUUACACACACAGUGAAUUUUACCCAUAGGCAUUAGUUCGUGCAUUCAGAAAUCAGGAUACUGAGGGGACCUUAAGUGAUGGUAAUAUGAAUACAAUGGUUGAAACUAGCAUUAAACCUUAGACACUCGAUGGGCAUUGCUGAGAAUUGUAUCUUCCCAAUCCCUGCCUUAGUCCUGGCCAUGAUAUUGUUCUAACAAUUUUUUUUUAAUUAGACUUUUAUUUUUUGCAACAAAGUAGUAGGUAAAACAAAGGGACAAGCAGAUAAUCAUGUAUGAUUAUGAUACGUAAAAAGAAAGGUAAAAAAGCGAUUUUGUUAGCCGCACACGGUUAAAUGAGAUGCAUAAACAGGAAUGUGGACACACAGGUCCUAUAAGAUAUAUCAAGGCCCUUUAAACAAAACAUACAUUAACAUAUCCACUAAAUCAGUUAAACCAUAAGUGAAUAGUGAGCAUUCUGGGGUGCUCUAACAAUUUUAUAUAUUUUGUUUCCUGACAGGGCCAAUAUAUUUAUGGUCUGUUUGCUGUAGUAGCACAUUCAGGAACAACAAGUUCUGGGCAUUUCUGCACCUACAUCAAUAGCUCAAAGGAUCACAAGUGGUAUUGUUUCAACGAUUCGUGUGUGUGCAAGGUAAGGAUCCCUGGCGGUGUACAUGAGCCUGCAUUAUAAUGUGUUGUGAACUGUUUAGAUAUUAAGUUUAAGCUAUAAUAAUGAUCCCUUUGUCAUCUGCUCUAGUGUUUAAUCAUAGAGCAAACACUAGUAAAUGUGUAGCAUUAUACAUUACUCUUUAAAAAUGCAUUACCACAAUAUACUGAUCAAAAAGGUUUUCUCCCGUUAUUGUGUCAGUGUUUUUCAUGCAAUCACAACACAAAAAUGUAACAAAAGUUUUCUUGUAUUAAUGCCAAACAAAUAGUUUUUUGUAUUACAACCAGGCUUAAAGGAACACUACAAGCAUCCAGACGCUUCAUCUCAAUGAAACGGUCUGGGUGCCUUGUCGCCCCUGUUUUACCCUGCAGCUGAAAACAUUGCAUUGCAACAAUGUUUUUAUUGCAGGAUUGAAAUGUCUCUAGAGACUGUCAUUCAGACAGCCGCUAGAGGCACUUCAGAUUGUUUAAAGAGAUUGUACAUGCGCACUCUCAGCCAAGGUAUUGGGAUAAAAGCAGGGAGACUGGCACUGUGAGUGAGAAAAGGCAAGUAAAGUGCCAUUUUACUCCCUGCAGGUGUGAACCAAGGAUCUAAGUGGACAACAGUGCACUAUAGUGUUAGGAAUUUCAAAUUCUGUAGUGUUCCUUUAAAGGGACCCAGACCACUUCAGCUCAUUGAAGUGGUCUGGGUGCUGUGUCCCUUUUGCACUUAGUGCUGCAUUGUAAAACAUUGCAGUUCCAGAGAACUGCAAUGUUUUCAUUGCAGCUCUAAGUCUGCCCUCAGUGGCUGUCUACCAGACAGCCAUUAGAGGGCUUCCGAAAUCAAAACGGACCUUUGGACAAAAGGGAUCCAUCUUGGAAACAUCUGACCUACCAUUUUGACUCUUUUUUUUGUGUGUGCUGUGUUAAUAAUGGGUGACUUGUGUCUGUAAACGUUUGUUUUCUAAACUGUUACCGGUUUGCAUGUAUAUUGAUAAGUAUGUUCAACUCAGACAUUUCAGAUUUUGUAUAUAUGUAUUUGAUGGUUAUAUUGUUGUUACAGUUAAUUUGUCUUCUUUAUUAUUCGUUAAAAAUAUGGUAACAUGCUUGAAAACACCAUUAACGUGGGAGGAAAUUGUGGUUAGUAUUCUACUUAUGCCCCAAAACCUGGAACAUUUUUGGAGUGUUGGUUAACGUUUAGAAAAGUGCUUACUAAUUGUUACUGUAGUGUUUUCAGUGGUUUAUCAAGUCCUUUUUGAUGCUGAAGUGCUAAGUGUCCAAUGGAUCUGUUAAUGUGAUGAAAGAUUGUGAUCACUUGAGCUUCACUGAAUAAUAUAAGGUAUAGGACUCUUUACAUCGACCCAUGGUUAUCUAAAGUAUCAUAAUAGCUGGACUGUGAUCACUUUAAGAUUGUUAAUGGCUCGCCAGAAACUGAUAAGACAUCUCAAUAAUUAUCAAACAAUUGACAUGUACCCCUGACAAACUGUACCCCUGGCCAAAACUGACAAACUAGAAAUAUACCCGACAUGGAGAAUUUAUACAAUUCAACAGAUUGGUUAACUUAGAAAUCACUUAGAAUUCCACAGAAUAUCACACUUUGGUGAAUAACCCUGUCUAAACUAUGGGAUUAAAUAAAACUUUAUGAGAUAGAUUUUGACAGCAGUUGUAGGGCAGUGACAUAUCUAGUCUGCUAAUUCCCUAUCUGGCUGUCUGAUGAGUUUACAGUUGAUGCUCUAUUGUAUUUUAUUUCAGGUGUCCUGGGAUGAUGUGAAAUGUACAUAUGGAAAUACUUCAUUCCAUUGGUAAGUAUACAAAGAAAGACAAACAACGUACAAACACAUACACACAGGUGGCCUUUGAGCUAACAUUUUACUGCAGAUCUCAUCACCCUCAACUAUAUACAUUAGGAAGCCACUUAAGUAUGUAUAUACCUGUAGUCGGGUGCAAGUCACUUGGCUGCAAAUCGAUAUAUAAAGCAUGCAGUCAAGGUCAACUGGUUUUGUUGUUUCAUGUCCUGUCUGUUGAAUGAAUUGGGCAAAAAAAGAUUUGGAGGUGGUUAGAACUAGAUUGAAGUUUAAAAAUAAUGGCGGUCUGUCUGUCUGUCUACUAUUGACUUGUGCUCUGAUGAGCAGAUCACGGGUUAACAUUUUGAUAUAAACCUCUUAAACCCAUUAUUCCAUUGUACCUUUGCCAAUGUUAUGCUGAGUGGUUUCUUGGCAUUCAUUACAUUUCUUAAAGAGUUACUGCAAGAUUCGGAACUACUACAACUUGUUGUAGUUGUUAUGAUGUCAGGAUUAUCCUACUACCAUUCCCCGGUAAGGGGGCAAACUGUUUUUUUCUUACCUGGGUCCUGCCAGAAGCUGGGCUGCAGAAGUAGGUGAUGGUACUGAUAUUCAUUCAAUGGCUGAACACUCUGAGCGGUUAUAUGAGUGUCUGUGCAUAGAAUAAACACAAAAUUAAUAUAAGCAAGCCUGGAACUCUUCCAACAGCAACAUCAAAUAUAUCUGUAUGUGUGAGAAUUAUUUUAUUUUUUUAGAUAUUAAUGCCAUUUAUUGUAACAGCCGCACAAGUGGUCACUAAGUAUGUAGUAAAUUGCUGUUGUUUACCAGUAAAAUGCAUGCGUACAGAAGUUUAAGAAUUCUGUGUUAAAAAGACACUCCUGGCACCAAUACAACUUUAAUGCAUUUAAUAGAUUCUGUCCUUAUUAACCCCUUCUGUCCUCAUUAACCCCAAGCUUCUGGAUAAAAGGGAAUCAUGACAUGUCACACAUGUCAUGUGUCCUUAAGGGGUUAAUAUAGUGUAUUUUUGUGAAUGCUCAAAUCUUUAUAGUUUUUGCACAAAAAUAAAAUUGUUUUUCAAAAUCCUGCAUUAUAAGCCUGCCUCCUUAGCUAUGUCUUUUCAUGCUAGAAAGACUUCCUUAUCAAAGGUAUGCACACAGUCUCAACCCCAACAGCACUGAGUAAGCAGGUGCAGAAAGUGAAAGAAAAUACAAACAGAUAGUAAAAUCCUUACCUGUGGUGUCUUCUAAUGCAGGUUGUUUUGUUAAGAUCAUUCAGUGUUGCCAGUGGCUGAGCUUUAUGCAUAGCUUUGAUAAGGAAGUCUUUUUUUUAGUGAAGGGGUAUGGCUAAUGAGGUAGGUCAUGGUGCAGCAUUCUGAAAAACAUUUAUUUAUUUUAUGCAAAAAGUAUAAGGAUUUGAGUAUGCAAAAAAUUACAGUAUAUUAUUGAGGCCAAAACCGAUCAAAUGCAUUAAAGUAGUAAUAGUUCCCGGCGUGUCCCUUUAAUUCAUUAAUGUUUGUGUGAGACUUGUUAAGUUUCUCUUUUUAGCAAAAAAUUGCCUGUGAAUUGUAAUUGAAAUCCAGAACUCAUCCUCAAAUGGUCCUUCGAAUUGUUCUUCAUAAAUACCUAAUUGCAGUUGUGUGUGAAAUUUCUAAUUUUAGCAUCUAAAGACUCAGGAACUGACCAGUAAAGGUCAUAUAGUAUGAUCUUCUUUUGCUGAGUAAGAUGAAUGAACUACAAAGAGAUCCACAAAAGAUCACUGGACUACGACUCAGAUUAUAGUUUCAAUAUUUCCAAUUUCAAGCUUCAAUUGAUCAGAAGACAUGUUAAAGGGACACUAAAGGAGGCGGGGCCGGAUCGCCAUGCUGAAUGGUCACACAACAGAGCAGCUCCUGCAAUCUUUUCUUUUUUUAGCCCAUAAACACCGAAUUAGUACCUACCUGACGACUGGCAGCUGUUACCCAGUGCAAGAAGACAUCCUGAUUCUGAGGAGAGGCUUACUCUUUAGUUCUAGUCCCUUGGAGGGGUGCUUUCCGUCAUCCAAGAUGGGGAUGGCUCAGACGGUGAGCCGGGUGGACGGCCGCUACCCUGCUAUCCUGCCUACCAGCGUCAUGCCAGAAGCAAAAGGCUAUGUGGAACUGGCCCUGUUCUCUCCCACCCUCCCGCCCCCCUAUGCAAGAGGGAAGACCGAUGCUCCCUCCUCACUCGACUCCACACUGGCGGACUGCUGACGCGGGCUGGACGGAAACCUGCAGGUGCCUGCUAAGACCCCACUUAGAAUCCAGGUUCCGGUCCUUGGACGAGCCGGGUUAUGGCAGAGAAGCCAGAGGCACACCAAGCCAAUGCAGCAUUAAAGUGACCAGCGGAGGUCGGCUCCUGCAAAUCAAUCACCAAGCCUCCCCAAGUAUACAGCCCGCAGAAUGAGACACUGCUCCAGCGUCUUAGCUUUACCUGCCGUACCUCCCAGACUGCUGCGCGGAGGCCAAAAUACAUGGGCCGACUGCCUGCAGCUGUGGUGUUGAACCUGAAGAUCAGCAAUGCCAUUGGGAUCUGUAUCCUGCCGGUGGCAUCGGCUGAGACGCAAGUUAAACACUUGGGGAUUACCACUCUGACACUUACCUAGAUUACAUAUCCUACAGCAGUUUUCAGGCUUUUUUUUUUUUUUUUUUUUGACAAUCUUUAUUUUCCUUUUUAUUAUUUUGUCACAAAAAUGUGUAGAUACGGAGAAACAUCAGUUGUAACAUCAUAUUUCUGAAUAGCAUAACAACAUUCGUAGCCUUUAUACUAACAUUCUCAAAUCAUAAAUAUUUCAAUAGUUUCCUUCACAUGCAUUAGGUAGUGUAACAUAUGAUCAGGUUUCAAGGUUCCUAGCUCCUCUUGCAUUCAGUGCGCAGUUUGUUGCACUUAUGCUGUGCACUCUACGUUUAGGGUGAGGACCGGUAUCUGGUCUAGUAGCUGUAGGGGGUAUUUAAGGUGUCCGUCCUGGAGUACUCCAGGUAUCGGUGGUUUGUGUAGUUUGUUCUAGCGGGUGUUAUGUCUUCCUGAUGUCUGUUGUGGUCUGGGGGGGGUGAAAACUGUCCGUAGUCUGUGUGUGGUUAAUGGGUAGGGCGUGUCUGUGCUUAUGAGGGGGUAAGGCAGUUAACAUGGUGUUCUGUGAGUUUCAGCUAUAUUGGCUCGGGGGUUACAGUUCCAUCUGCCACGUAUGUGGUCCAUGGGUACCAGGUCAAUGCACACCGCUCCGAUUUCCCGUGGAGGUCGGCCGUCAGGGUCUCCAUUGAGUAUAUGUCCUCUACCACUGACAUCCAUUGCCCCAAGGUGGGCGCUCUUGGCUGUUUCCACAUCUUCGGGAUAAGGGAUUUGGCGGCAUUGAGUAGCGGCAGUUCCAGGGAUUUUUUUGUAGGCUGUCAGUGGGCUUUGGGUGUGGUGCAAAAGCAUCGUUAGGGGUGCCAGGGGGAUAUCGGUGCCUGUAAUUUUGUUGAUCUCUCCUCUAAUUUGUUCCCAGAAAGGGGCAAUUACUGGGCAUGACCACCACAUGUGGAGAUCCGUGCCAGGUUGUGUGCCACAUCGCCAGCACAUGCCUGACGUGGUACCGUGCAUGCGGUGCAGUGUGUCGGGCGUUCUAUACCAGCGCGUUAGCACUUUAUAGUUUAAUUCCUGAUAUUUUGAGCUGAUAGAGCAUUUGUGCGUGAGGGUAUAAAUCUUGUCCCAUUCGUGCGCAGUGAGUGUCUCUCCCGCAUCCCUCUCCCAGUGGUCUUUGAACCUAAGCUCUACGUCCCUGUUCGUCUGAGUCGUGAGUAGGGUGUACAGGGUUGAAAUUCCCCUGGUGAUGUGUGUGCGUUGCACACAUAGGGUUUCAAAGUCAGUUAAGGGUCUGUGUAGGUGCCCCUUACCCGACAGGGCUGAGUAGUAAGAUUUUAUUUGGCGUAUCUAAACUGUUCAAGGAAUGUAGGUGUUCUGUCGGGGCAUAGUUCUCCGAUUGUUUUUAGGCCGUUGGUGCUGAGCCAUUGGUGUAUAUAUGACCAGUCCGUCGGUUGGAGUCCGGCUAGGUCACCUCGAGUCAGUGAAUCUGCCAAGUCCGGGUUAUGUGUGAGGGGGAUCAGGGGGCUGGGCGAAGUGGUGAGUUGUAGACGGUAUCGGGUUGCCAUCCAGACCCUCAGGGUGGCGUCUAUUAAGGGGUUUUUAGUUUGUAGAUCUGCAUGCGUAGCAGUGUGUAGCCAUAAUGUGGGGGGUAUGUGCCCUCCCGACUGUUCCAAUUCCAGCGUGACCCAUUGUUUUGUGGGAUGCUGUGCGUGCCAGUCUGUGAGCCUGUGUAAAUGUGCGGCCCGGUAGUAUGUCUCAAUUGAGGGCAGGCCGGUACCCCCCAACGGUUUUGGCAGUUCCAAUGUCGUUCUCUUGAUGCGUGUUGGGCGCGAAUUCCAAACGAAUCUGCGGAUGGCGGUCGACAGGGAGCUAAAGAACGCCCUGGGGACCGCGAUCGGCACCGUCUGGAAUAAAUAGAGCAGUCUGGGUAGUAGGUUCAUUUUGACUGCGUUAAUGCGUCCAAACCAAGAUAUAUAUUGUGGGGCCCAUUUUCUCAUGUCUGCCUGGAUCUUUUGUAGCAGCGGGUGGUAGUUUUGGUAGUACAGUUGGGUCAUGUCUUUUGGUAGCCAUAUACCCAGGUAUUUCAAUUUAGUGGGGCACCAUUUGAAGCGGAAUUGGGUGUGUAGCGUCGUUGAGGAGUCCUGGGGGCUUGGAAGGUGAAGGGCUUCUGACUUAUCUGUGUUGAGCUUAAGGUUAGAUAUCAAGCCAAACCUUCGGAAUGCGGCCAGAAGAUUAGGAAGUGAUAUCCGCGGAAGGGUGAGGAAAAACAACAUGUCAUCCGCGUAUGCCGCAACUCGAUAUUCUCGCCGGCCGACGGUGAAUCCCGUGAUACCCCCAUCUCGUCGGACCGCCCCCAGGAAGGGUUCCAGGGAGAGGGCAAACAGGAGGGGGGACAGCGGGCAGCCCUGGCGGGUUCCAUUUCGAAUGGGAAAGGGGGUGGACAGAGCACCAUUCACCCGAAUCCGUGCCGUCGGGCUCGUGUACAGGGAAAGGACCCAUGAUCGCAUGCGUGGGCCGAAUCCCAUGUGUGUGAGUGUUUCCUCCAAGUACAGCCAGUCCACCCGGUCGAAGGCCUUCUCGGCAUCUGUCGAGAGGAGGAGUAGCUCCCGGUGUUGCGACCUUGCUACUUGCAGUAUGUUUAGGGCUUUGAUGGUGUUAUCUCUUCCCUCCCUCUCUGGGAUGAACCCGACCUGGUCCGAGUGCACUAGGUGUGGUAGGUGCUUCGCGAUUCGCAGGGCUAGUGUCUUGGCGAACAGUUUGAGGUCUGCAUUGAGCAGGGAUAUGGGGCGGUAGCUAGCGCAAUUCGCUGGGUCUUUACCUUCUUUGGGUAUCACCGUGACUAUGGCCGCUAGUGUGUCAGUGGGAAACCGUUCCCCGUCUUGAAGUGAGCUAAGACCUCGUAGGAGGUUCGGCAAUAAUACAUCGCGGAAUGUUCGCAAGUAUGCCAGCGGAAGGCCAUCUGGGCCAGGCGCCCUGUGGGAUUUGGAGAUUUUUAAUGCUGCGGCUAACUCUUCUAUCGUGAGGGGUCGUUCUAGUUCCUCUAUCAUUUCUGGGGUCAAUUGUCUUUCUACAUUUUGGUCUAAGUACUCCGUUAUUUGGCCCCGGCGUUGGGCCUGUGUGGUGACCGUCGUGGGCUGGGGGAUAUUAUAUAAGUCGGUGUAGUAGUCCACAAAAGCACGUUGGAUUCCGUCGGGUAAACUUGUUACAGUCUUGUCUCUAGUGUUAAUUUUGUGUAUGUGGUUCGCCCUUCUCCUGUCUUGAAGCUGGCGGGCUAAAAGCCUACCGCUCUUGUUGGAGUACUCGAAGAAGUGCCGAGCCGACUUUCUAAGGGUGCGCAAGAGGCCCUUGGCUAGUAUGUCCCGUCUCUGCCUCCUAAGCUCCGUCAGUCGGUGGUACUCGUUUUCCCCCUGAUUUUGUUUGUGUGCCUGCUCUAGUGUGGUGAUUUGUGCGUUUAGGGUGGACAAUUGUUGUGUGCGUUCUUUUUUACGCUGUGAGCAUAUUUUGAUAUAGUGGCCUCUAAUGACACAUUUAUGUGCCUCCCAGAUUGUUAGGGGGGGGGGUGUCUGGCGUGUUGUUAGUGUCAAAGUAUUGUGUCAGUGCUUGCCUGGCUUGUUCCUUGUCCACUAGGUCAAGUAGUAAGUUUUCGUUCAACUUCCAUUGCCGCUCUGCAGGUUUAUGUAGGGGGGAUUGGAUUUGUACUGUAAUGGGGGCGUGGUCAGAGUCUGCGAUAUGCCCUAUGCUAGCUCGCUGGAGUAGUGUUAGGGCCUCUUGCGCCAUUAGGAUGUAGUCUAUUCGGCUGUAGCGUCGAUGUACAGCCGAGUAGAAGGUGUAGUCUCUGCCCUCGGGGUUAGCCACUCUCCAGCAGUCAGCUAAGCCACACCGGGCUAAGGCCCUCCCUGUUGAGCGUAUGCAGUGACCUGGUAUCGAAGUUUCUCCCCUAGAUGUAUCCAACCUAUAGUCAAGGGGAAUGUUGAGGUCUCCUGCCACUAUCAGAAGGCCUUCUCUGAAUUUGUUUAGUAGGGCUAGCGUUUUAGUUAGGAAGACGUGUUGACGUCGAUUAGGGGAGUACAGGCAGGCAAAUGUGUAGGUGGACUGUGCUAUCGUGCCUUUGAUAAAUACGUAUCUACCCCCGGGGUCUGACUUCUGCUCCGUGCAAACAAAUGGGACUGUACUGGAGAGUAGGAUUGCUACUCCGGCCUUCUUCCCGUCCGGGUGAUUAGCAUAGAAUCCUGUGGGGUAACGCCCGUUUCUCACGGUUGGCGCCUCUGUACCUUGAAAAUGUGUUUCCUGUAAGAACGCCACUGAGGCGCGCUCUGCCCACAGUGUGCGAAGUAGUUGGGACCUUUUUUCGGGAAUGUUUAAGCCUCUUACAUUGUUAGACCAUAGGGUCAAUGGUGUCGGCUUGUAGUUAGAGCCCAUCUCUAUCAGUGUUUGUUGUGAGGCGUGUGUGGGUAUGUGUGCGUCAGUGGUUGAUGGGUAUAGGGGUAAGGUCUGUCCGGUGUCUGGGGAGGGUGAUAGUCUGUCCAAGAGAGAGGCAACUGUGACUCGCCUCGGUUUUUGUCGCCUUCUGGUGUCUGUUCCCCUGGGGGUGAGUCACCUCGGUGGCCUCCGAGUGUAUAUACAACGUGAGUCCGUUGCUUGGGGUAUGCGGUCCCUCUAGUGUGGGUUGUUCGAUAGUGUUGUGUCGAGCCUUUCCCUUGGCUCCCAGCUCACCUAUUGUGUUGGGUUGUAGAUCUCUCCGAGUAUGUUCCCGUCCCGGAAACCCCACCCACCUUCGUUGCCCCUCCCUGUCUCGGCCUAUGUAUGGCCUGUGUAUGUGUCUGACUCUAACUCGGGCCCCAAGUUUCACGUCAUUCUGUAACUGUUGCUACACGUAUUGUACCGCGUCCGCGCAAUUGUUUACAAACAAUAAAAACCAUAAACCAAGUUUUCAGGCUUUUGUCCCUCUCUGUUUCUUUAUCUAGGUGGGUCUCAUGGUACAUAGUCACUGACUGUUAUCUUGCUAACACGGGUAUCACCUGGGGUGGAAAAUCCUAAAGUUAUAUUCUCACCUGUCUGAAGCUUUUUCCUAUAGUUGUUUUCAAGCUACCUAAUAAUCUUCACCCAGGCAGGUAGUUUAGUGAAACGUUUGCCUACUCAGAGAUAUUCAUUCCUUCACUAAGCAUCUGCUACACUUCUAUUAACAUAGUCAGUGGAUAAGCCUAUACAGCCUCUUACUGACACUCUAUGACUUGCACCACACUACUGUCUACUCCUAUUACACCCUGUUCCAAAUUAUUAUGCAAAUGAUAAUUUUCUAAUUUACCUAAAUAAUUUAUGUAAAUAACAGUCAGCAUAAUUCUCAUGUUAUCAACUAUUAAUAGUACAAUUCAAAUUUUAUUGAACAAACCUCCUAAUGAUAACAGUAUUUUUUUUAGACAUAAAAAACUUACAAUGUACUGUUCCAAAUUAUUACGCACAGUUUCAAAACACUUUAUAGGUUGUAAAGAACUAUGAUGACUCCACCACUCCACCACUGCCUUGCUGAUGUCACAGCCUUGUUGGAACAGGGUGGCCGUCCACCAACCAUCCACUACUCCAUCCAUCUGGACCAUCUAGGGAUGUACGGCACUCAUCAGUGAACAGGACUGUUUGAAAAUUAGUCUUCAUGUAUUUUUCUGCCCAAUGCAGCCGUUUCUGCUUGUGAGCAUUGGUUAGUGGUGGCCGAAUAGAAGGUUUAUGCACAGUUGCAAGACUCUGGAGGACUCUACACCUUGAUGUCCGUAGGACUCCACACCUUGAUGUCCGUGGGACUCUGGAGGCACCAGCAGCUUCAAAUAUCUGUUUGCUGCUAUGUAAUGGUGUUUUAGCAGCUGCUCUCUUGAUCCGAUGCAUGGAUCUGGCAGAAAUCUUCCUCAAUGUGCCUUUACCUGCAUGAACCUGUAGUUGCUCUGAAUCAGUCACAAAUCUCUUAAUAGUGCGAUGAUCACGCUUAAGUUUUCGUGAAAUAUCUUUUUGUUUUUUGUUUUUUUCUUUCCUUUCCCUUUCCCCAAGACCAUAAAGGGCGAACUAUCAGGCAGGACCACCAUAUGUGUAUAUAUGACCCUGUAAAACUACCACAUCUCCAGCAUGUGGGAUCAUAGCUCUCAUACAUUUUGGCUAUCCUUACUGGGGUGAAAUACCAUUUGUACAACAGUUUAAAUGGCAUUCUACCAAGUUUAAACAGUGAAUAUGUUUACCAAUAUGUGUUAAUGAAAUGCACCAGUCCUCCUCAGAGAUCUCAAUUUCUAACUCUUGUUACCAUGUCUCAGUGGCGUACACAUGACCCAUGGGGCCCCGGUGCGAAAAUUGAUCCGUGGGCCCCCCCCGCGUGCGCGGGCCGGGCCGCAACACAUGGCGGUGGGCACCUGGUUGCAGGGGUUACAGGGCUGCGACCCCUGCGACCGCGGUAUGUACGCCAGUGCAUGCAGAUGCACACACACUUAAAGGACCAUUACAGACACCCAGAUCACAUCAGCUCAAUGAAGUUGUCUGGGUGUCAGGUCCCUCUAGUUUUAACCCUGCAGCUGAAAACACCUGCAGCUGAAAACCCUGCACCUGGGGUCCAGUGGUGCUGCUGGGCUCCUGGGCGGGUGGCCGGACGGGCAGGCGGGCGCGCGAGGGAGCACUCAGUGCUUCCUCUUCAGCUCCCUCGCGCGCCGCGCAGGGAUGCCGGCGCCGGAAGAUGACGUCAUCUUCCGGCUCCGGUAUCAGUGCGGUGCGCGAGGAAGCACUGAGUGCCCCCUCGCGCGCCCGCCUGCCCGACCAGCCACCCACCCGCUGGGGUCAGCAGGGCCAGCCUCGGGGGGCCCUGGGGUGGUCGGCUCCUGGGCCCCCCAGGGGAAGAGGCUGGCCCUGUGGCAAACACCGGGUCGCAGGGGCGGCUGGGCCCCCUGGUGGGCCGGGCCCGGUCGCAGCCGCGACCCCUGCGACCCUGGUAUGUACGCCACUGCCAUGUCUUAAUGAGUUUAUGAGGAAUGAUAGUUAGGAGAUCUACCAAACGGUUUGCGGCCGAAGUAACCUUCUUUAGGGACCUAAAAUUAAAAAUAUACUCUGAAUGCAUAUCAAGUGGAGAAGAGCUUUUUAUAACAUUCUUAUCAUUAUAGUUUUUGAUUCGGAGAUAGGUAAAGAUUUCCCUAGAUGGUAUAUGAAAAAUAUCAACAAUUUGUUGGAAAGGCAUUACAUUUUCGCCCAGCAUAAGAUCGGAGAUCCUUAGCUUAUCAGUAUCUGCCCAGUGGCUUAAAAGAAGAUCAUCAAUAUUUCUCUCUAAUAUCUUAAGUCUACACGAUCUAGGUAUUAAUUGCCGAAAGCCCAAAGUUUUCUUAAUUUCCUCCCAGACCUCUAAAGAUUGAAGUAGAAUAGUAGAAUUAAUUUGAGACAUAUUUAUUUUGUUCCUAUCAGGCGUCCACAUAACAUAUUGUAAAUUCGGGAUAUGAGAGGCUUCGGACUCUAUAAUAAACCCAGGUUCUUGGAACAUCAAGGGAUCUUGUAGUAGGUGUAUAUGUCUAAUCAUAUUGGCAUAAUAAUUAUAAGUAAUAUUUGGGAAAUUUAAACCUCCCUUCGAUAAUUUUUUUGAUAAGAUUUUUUGACUAAUUCUAGGGGUUUUAUUUUUCCAAAUAAACUUUGAGAAACUUGUUUGUAUCAUUGUCAACCAUGAUUUUGAAAUUUUGAGCGGGAUAAUGGAGAAGAGAUACAACCACUUUGGCAGUAUAUAUGAAUUCAUAAUAUUUAUUUUGCCCAACCAAGAGGUUUCCAAGUUUUUCCAUUUUUUUUAUUUCAAGUUUGUAUUUUUCAUUAGAUUUAAUAUGUUCUUCUCCAUUGUAAUAUUAACAUCUGCAGGAAUAAUUAAACCUAAAUAAUUUAAUUCGUUUUUAGUCCAAAUAAAAUUAUAUAUAUGCGAUAGCCUCUCUAUAAUUGAUUUAUCUAUAUUCAUAUGCAGGGCGGUCGAUUUCACAAUGUUUAGCUUGAAAUUCGAAACCUUGGAAUAUUUAUCAAUCUCUUGCAUUAAGUGGAAUAGAGUCUUCUGGAGAGGAAAGAGUAAUUAAUGCAUCGUCAGUAUAUAAAGAAAUCUUUAAAUCCCUAUCUAUUAUCGGUACACCCUUAAUAAAAGGAUUGUUUCUAAUAUACAUGGAAAGGGGCUCAAGUGAUAAAAUAUAUAUUAAUGGGGAUAGAGGACACCCCUGCCUUGUACCAUUUCGAAGGUCAAACCAUCCUGCAGAUAUAUUGGGUCCGACUGUUCUGGCAGAAGGGGUAGAAUACAAAGCCAAAAUUGCAUUGUGUAUCCAGCCUUUAAAGCCAAAAGCCGUCAAGAGCUCCGCUAAAUAACCCCACCCGACCCUGUCAAACUCUUUCUCCGCGUCUAAAGGCAGGCCCAGGAGGGGCAUCUUUUGUCUAUGGGCCUUAUCCAAAAUAUCUAAUAAUUUUCUAACGUUAUAUAGGAUUAUGUUCAAACAGAAGGGAUACCCCAAUAGAAUUCUCAAACGAGCCUACCAACGAGCACUGACAACUAAUAGGAGCGAAAGCUUAAGAAACAUCAAACCUAAGACCGAAACAAAGAUGACUCGCUGUAUAGGCACCUAUGAUCUCUAUUGGGAUAAAGUACAAAAAAUAAUAUCCCAUAAUUGGCCAAUUUUACAACAUGACAUAGAUCUAAGUGACAGUAUUGGUAAAUUUCCCCAAAUUACAGCAUGCAGGGCAAAAAAUCUGGAAGAUAUUUUGGUCCAUAGCCAUACUGAACCAAUUAAAUAACCACAAUCCACCUGGUUAACACAAACAACUGGAAUCUAGCUCCAAAACAAAAAAGGAAUAUAUAAUCAAGGAGUUUAUCAACUGCAGUUCCACACGGGUGAUUUAUUUAAUUACUUGCAGCUGUGGCAUCCAAUAUGUAGGUAAAACCUACCAGCAAUUCAAACGUAGGAUACUACAGCAUGUUUGCUCGAUCACGAAUCCGAAUAUUUCGCCCCAGUAUCAAACCAUGUCCGCAAUUACCAUCGGGCUGAUUCUACAAACUUAACGUUUCAGGCUUUGGAAAAACUUACCCUGAACACUAGAAAUGGGAAUUUUAAUAAAACAUUACUUAUGAAAGAGUCAAGAUGGAUUUACUAUCUGAAAACACUGUCACCAGACGGCCUUAAUGAAGAAUUCAAUUUUACUCCCUUCAUACACCAAUGAUGAUAUUAUUCUACAGUAGUUGUUUUUCCAAAUGACCAUUAUCUAUUACUGUGGCAUUGCAGUAUGAGCAAUACAUAUUUCUGUACAUCGGACUCAUUGGAAUCCGACCAUUUUAUAUCCUGAUUUGGCCCUCAAUGGGUUCUGACCACUUGUGACACUCGUUCUAUGAAGGGUAAAAGUUUAAAUUGAAUUCAAUUUCGUUAGGAGGUUUCUAAUUCACAUACAUUAUACAGUGACCUUACCUUUAGUAUGUUACAAAGAAGGUCCUAAAUAACUAUUACUUUUUGUGGUUUCACUUCAUUUUAAUAGUACCCCCAUUGUGAUAACCUAGUUAUCAAACUUUUAUGUUGAUGUCAUAGCUAGAAGUAUAAUUAACGCUAUACAUCUAGGAAGGGGUUAACUAAUUUACCAAAGAGAUUUCCCCUCCUCCUGAGGGAAUCCCCGCUACGUCAUUACUCACAUAACCAAUUAGGAAUUGCCACAUCUGACCAAUAGAAAGACUCCUCUGCAUAUUUAAACCAGAUGCUAUGUACCGACCGGUUCCCCUCUGACGAGCCAGGUUGGGCGAAACGCCAGGUUGGGCUACUCUUAUGGAUUUAGAGUUUAGCACAUGGACUUGCGACCGCGCCAUUUAUCCAUAUAUUUACUUUAUUUUCUUUCAUUUAAUAUGAUUUCUGUCUAUUAGGAUUUAGUGUCUAGCAGCAAGUGGGACUAGAGACAGGUGCCUUGAAGGCACAGGGUAAAUACAGAUACAGGAUAUUUACAGCCCUAAUACUUGCUAAAUGCUAGUUCAUCUUAAGGGUCUGCAGUGUGCUACUCUUAUAGAUUUAGAAUUUAGCACAUGGACUUGCGACCACACUACCCAGUUAAAUAUUUACUUUAUUUUAUUUUGUUUUAUAUGAUUUUUGUCUAUUAGGAUUUAGUGUCUAGUUACAAGUGGGACUAGAGAAAGGUGCCCUCGAAGGCACAGGGUGACUAUAAGUACAGGAUAUUUACAGCCCUAAUACUUGCUAAGUGCUAGUUCAUUUUUAUCUUACUUCACUUUAUAGAUACAGCUUUGAAGUCUGCAGUGUGCCACUCUUAUGGUUUUUAGAGUUCGGUAUAUAGACUUGCGACCGUACUACUUAGUUUGAAUAUUUACUUUAUUUUUCAUCUCUUAUAAUUUCUGUUGAUUAGGAUUUAGUACCCAGCAGUAAUUGGUGACUAGAGACAGGUGCUCUUGAAGGCACAGGGAGAAUAAUAAGCAUAGGAUAUUUUCAGCCCUAGUACUUGCUAAGUGCUAGUUCGCUUUUAUCUAACUUUCCCUCUUAGAUACAGUUUGUAUCGAGUAUCUAAUUGUAACAACUUAACAUUUAUAAUUUAUAGCAGACCAUUUAACAGAUAGCCUACUCUUGGAGAUCAUAUCGAUACCUUCUGCCUAGUGCCUUUAAAUCUGUUUUACCGAUCCUGUGGAGAUCGCUAUUCAUUCCCACAAUUUAUUAAUAUUGGCAGUUUUAAUACCUAGAUAGGCACUUAUUGGGCACAGAAGACUACAUCAGCUGAGUGACAGAAGGCUAUGACUAAUAAUAAAAAUCUGUUUCACCUGUAUCUCUUUAUUAUACUUGCCAUAGUAGUCUGCUAUCGUUCUUGCACAUAGCAGUAUCCCCUACCCAGUGUCUCUGGCACCAAUAAGGAUCUCUCUAUAUGAAGUAAUUGUAAGGGAUGUUAUUAUUAGUAGAGAGAGCAUUUGGGAAUCGAUAUUUAGAUACCUUUUUUCAUAUCCUUAUCUGCAGAUUUCAUACGCAGUGUCAAACGGACUAUUUAGUCUGUACCAUUGGAACAUUUGUUUCUAUAGUAUUUAGGUUACUCUUAUCAAGGGUAACGGUUUUAGCACCUAUUUUUAGGUUCACUUAUUUCUUUUUGUGUGUACAUUAGCACUUUUGGUUUUCUUUGACAUUAUAUGUAUUCAUAAUAAAAUUGAUUUAUUUUUCUUCAGUUUUAUCAGUAGAGUACUUUGUCUGAUCGACAUUCUCCUUGUAGACUUAGACAUUAAUUCUCGUACUUACAGUUUACUAUUUUCCUAGGUACACCAUUUCUUGCCUUUCUACCCUCCUUUAGUAGUUUUUCCUUAAAUUGGGCUCACCUGGCAAUCUAAUUAUCACAGGUGUCCGAGAUUGUUUUCAGUGAUCAAAAGAACCCUGAGACACAAUGCCAUCCAUGAGUUAAACUGAAAAACUAAAUAUUUAAUCUUUGUGACACUUAAAUAGAAUUUGGAACAGGGUGUAAAUUUAAAAAUAUGCACAGUUUAUCCAUGCCAUACAAUUGUCUUUAUAUGUUUAUGGAAACUCUGGCAUUAGCUGUUGUGGCACUGCUGGCGUAAACGUCAUUUGUAUAAUCCAUGCACGACAAAAUAAAGAAUUUAAAAAUAAAAUAAAGGGACACUAUAGUCACCAAAAAAACUUUAGCUUAAUGAAGCUGUUUUGGUGUAUAAAUCAUGUCCCUGCAGUCUCACUGCUCAAUUCUCUGCCAUUUAUGAACCCAAGUCACACCUCCCUCCAUGUGACUUGUUAAGCCUUCCUAAACACUUCCUGCAAAGAGUCAUCUAAAGUUUAUCCUUCCUUUAUUGCAAGUUCUGUUUAAUUUAGAUUGUCUUAUCCCCUGCUAUGUUAAUAGCUUGUUAGACCCUGCAAGAGCCUCCUGUAUGUGGUUAAAGUUCAAUUUACAGAGAAAGAGAUACAAUUGUUUCAGGUAAAUUACAUCUGAUUGAAAGUGAAACAAUUUGUUUAUUCAUGCAGGCUGUGUCAAUCAGAGUCAGGGGAGUUAUGACAAGGGCUGCAUACAGAAACAAAGUUAUAUAACUCUUAAAUGGAAUUGAGAAGUGAAAUCUAUGCACAAAAGCCACUUCAUUAAGCUAAAGUUAUUUAGGUGACUAUAGUGUUCCUUUAAGAUGCUGCUUGCUUUGUUAAUAAAACGAUGUGGUGUGGUACUUACUCUGAUUUCUAAACAAGGUCUCACUAGUGACGGAUACAGGAGUAUGGGCAAUAAAAGACAUACAGGCUUGUGAUGCCACAACAGCAAUGACAAGCUUAUUGCUGACUCAGAGACAUAUAUAGUGCCAUGGCAUAAGGAGAAGUUGCACUUUUUUAUACUUUUAGGAAACAGGCUAAGACAUAGAUAUAGGACACAGAUUUGAUCUUAAGACCAGAGAGAAUACAGAGUGUGAGUAAGAAGGCUAGCAUUAGAUUAGGUAUGUUGCGAUGUCAGGGUGUGGAGAAUUAGUAUACAGGAGCUGUGGUAGACAUGAGUAAAAAGGUAGUGUGAAAGCUCUGUCAUAUCAGGCUUAUAGUGCCAGAGGUGAGGAGGGCACAGUGUCCACACAUUUGGGCAGCACCUGUGGGGGAAAACAUGGUAGUAACCCUAUACCCAUGCCGGGUAGGCUUUCCACAUGUUCUUGCAGUCUGCUUGGUUGAUUGCCGCUGCUGUGCCAUAGGUGAGCUGCUACCUCCCGGUUCCAGACCAUGGGAACUGCAUGUCUCUUGGUGCUGCUUGCUUGCAGAGUUCUGGCCACCUCGAUCUUCCCAUUCCGGAAAGAGCGCGCAGGCUUGGGUGUCUGGUGGGGUCUGCGUCUCCAAUACCUUGCUUUUCGCCAGUGUCGCGGCUUUUGCAGCAGAGUGAGUCUUUGGAUGGGUCUCAGUGUAGGUUUGGCAGGGAUUGGAGGGGCAUCCGGCAGCACAGUAGAAUGGUGCACAGUGGAACCCCCAGGUCUCCCUCUGCCGUAACGCUCCUCAUCCCCUACCUGGCUCGUGUCAGGGUGCGUCUGUUUUAUUCUCUCCUCCAGCAUGACCCAGAAGCGGGCAAAGAUUUAGCUGAGGUGCUGCAUAAGUGAGCUGUGGAGUCUGCUUCGUGGCCUGGGGCCGGGCCUUGUGUCUCAGGCUCUGUGUUGUCCGCCAUGUUGGUUGGAGUUGUCUCGCUCUGAGUGAGUAUCACGUUGGAGAUUCCUCCACAACACUGAUAGCAUGUGUCUCGCUAGGACGGACCAGGAUAUCCCCCAGUGGUCUGAGAUGGGGGGAGGUCUGGGCUGCCUCUGGUCCGAACCACCGACUCGAGGGAGAGGAGAUCGGCCGCCUCUCCCCGUCUCCGUCCCCGGUAGGCUAACACCUGUAUUCUCCGUCUCCUGGCAGUGUAAACCUGUUGGAGGGUUGUCGGAUAGCUUGCCAGAGUUUUCCUGACUUAGUGUGGGCACAGGAUUGGACGUGUCCGAGGCAAAGCUGGGGUAAAUACGCUAUUUUGGAGCAAUUCUGCUGGAGCUCCUGUGCCGCACAUCCAUUCAGUUUAAGGGUCAGGCCCCGCCCCCCAUACAACAAACAUAAUGAUUAGAAUUCCAUGUACUCCUACAUGCAGUUAAAAAACACUAUAGCGUUAGGAAUACAAACAUGCAUUCUUAAUGCUAUAGUGUUCUCCUUACUAUUUAUUUAGGUGUCCUAAAUUCUGAGGGAUUAAAAGGUUUAAAAAGUAAGAUUUAUUAACCUUAUAUCUCCAAGCAUGUUGGUCUUAUGGCGGCCGCCCUGCCUCCCCAGCUGAUAUCAUCAGUCUUCAUGAUUUCAGCCAAUCCAAUGCUUCUUCUUAGGGAAGCAUUGGGAGGUUAGCACGUGUGUGCAACUAGUUGCUGCGCUGUGUCAGUCAAAUGUUCUCUAUGAGAAACAUUAAUUGAAUAACCAAGUCUAACUCAGUUAUUGCAGUGGAAGCACAUCUGCCUUUAGUGUCCUUUAAUGCACAUCUCACAUAAAUAAUACAAUGUAACAGAUUCAAUAAAAUGUUGUAUUUGCAUGUACAAAGCGGACAAUUCCAUUAUUUGAUGACAUGUUGUAACCAGCUGAUUAUUUGUAAGAUGUUACAUUUGUCAUCUUAACAAAUCUAACCUUUAGAUAAAAAAAAUGAUUACAAUUUAUUUUCACAUUUCAGUUUAUGAAAGGUAUACAGUGUCAAGCAAUAUACCAUUUGCGCUGCAACACUCACUAACAUAUAGAGUGGCUAUUUAGAUAAAGUGAGAUCGAUCGUACAAUAGUUAUACUAUGAUCUAGAAUGUUUCAAUGUCCUUAAUAAUGUAGUAUCUCUGAUCUUAUCACUCUGUAGCAUCCCAAGAAGACUGUUUUUGGUGUUUGAGAAUAUAAGGACACCACAUAUAGUGCUUUCUCACAACUAUAUUACUGACUAAUACAGCCUUUUCUUUUAUUUCAGGGGUGUAACAGCCUGUCUCUUGAUCUAUGUGCAAACAGAUGGGAAAUAG
Messenger RNA from Pelobates cultripes (western spadefoot toad), 39737 nucleotides. The record is from the annotation of a GenBank genome assembly. NCBI's taxonomy places the organism in Eukaryota, Metazoa, Chordata, Amphibia, Anura, Pelobatidae.